UCACAGCCCCUCAUUCCCACCCAAAAACCCUCAUAAAACUCUCCAAAGCCACCAUCCCAUCGUGAUUACGAUAAUAUAGUCUUCUCUCAGAAACCCUUCCCUUCUCUCUCACUCUCACUUUCUCUCUCUAAAACCCUCAAACCCGUUUCUGUUUUCUCUCUCUAGAAAUGGUGCCACUUGACCCAGCGUCCUGUCUCGUCGACGACCUCCGUAACUUCUUGUCCGACGUGGGCGACCACGACGGCCGGCCCGAUGAUCCUAGCCGUCCGUUAAUCGCAACUGAGGAAGCAGAAGAAGAGCUGGAAUGGAUAUCGAACAAGGACGCGUUCCCGGCGGUGGAAACGUUCAUUCUCUCGGAGCAGGUGGGCGGCAUUGCGAUUGCCAAGCACCAGAGCCCUGUCUCGGUGCUGGAGAACAGCACAAACAGCAGCAGCGCCUCCCUCAUGAGCUCGUGUGGGGGGCUAAAGCCGCCCCACCGAGCGCGAACCAAAGGCCGCCGCAGGCGGAGUGAAAUUCCUGCGCAGCAGCUAUUUUGGAACCAACCGAUUGAGAGCAAACCCAGCAGGAGUCACAGUGCCAGUGUCAGUGCCAGCAAGCUGGAUAUUGGGAGAAAGUGCCUGCAUUGCGGGACUGAUCAGACACCGCAAUGGCGGGCGGGUCCCGUUGGACCCAAAACCUUGUGUAAUGCCUGUGGGGUGAGGUACAAGUCAGGGCGGCUUUGCCCCGAGUACCGCCCUGCGAGUAGCCCGACGUUCUCGAACGAGAUGCAUUCGAACUCCCACAGGAAGGUAUUGGAGAUGAGGAAGCAAAAGUAUGGAAUGGGGAUGGUUGUGAAGCCUGAGGAUACAGGUUAGGCUCUUGUGGAAUAGUCAUUUUGCUUGUUUAGUUUUUACUGCUAAUUUUAGUGUAGUUUAGGAGAUAGUAGGAUUGUUGUAGUGGUGGGGGGUUAGUGUUACUUAGAUUGUUAGAAGAAGUUCUUUGUUUUGUUGAAUAGAUCACAGCUAGGGGGAUUUUGAAGUUAUUGUGUUUGGUUAUUCUGCAGACUUUUUUAUUUUUUUGGUUAUUCUGUAGACUUAAACAGUAUUUUUGGGGUUUUGCCAAUUUUUAAUUC
Messenger RNA from Rosa rugosa (rugosa rose), 1111 nucleotides. Its product is annotated as GATA transcription factor 1. The record is from RefSeq and is a predicted model, not a curated record. The coding region runs from base 168 to 854 and encodes 228 amino acids. Gene Ontology annotation, biological process: regulation of DNA-templated transcription. Gene Ontology annotation, molecular function: zinc ion binding; sequence-specific DNA binding. Lineage: Eukaryota; Viridiplantae; Streptophyta; Magnoliopsida; Rosales; Rosaceae. The transcript has 2 exons.